GUGACAGUUGUAUCGUGAAUCCAUUGUUUAUAAAUAUUAAACCUCUUUGAAAACAGCAUACAAUCUUUUAAUCAAAAACAAAACUUAUUCUCAUCCAUGUUGGAGCUGCGCUAAAUAUUGUCAUAAUGGAUGUCUUGAAGGCAGAAAUAGCACGAAAGCGCAAGUUGCUAGAAGACAGAAAGCUGGUGGACGAUAAGAAAAAGUUCUUCAAACGAGGGGAUCUCAUAACUCAAGAAGAAGCAGAAUACAAAGAGAAGUAUGGCCAGGCGUCCUCUGGGAGUGGUGAAACGGAAUCAAACAUCGCUGAUGGCGAAAAAUCUCCAACGAAGGACUCCAAGUUCGACUUUCGCAACCUGCCACGCGCUGAGGUGAACCGUAAACUGCGGGAGCGGGGUGAGCCUAUCCUGUUGUUUGGGGAAAGUGAAGCAGAUUCACGGUAUCGACUGCAUCAACUGGAAAUUUCUGCCCCGGAAAUAAAUCGUGGCUUCCGGAAUGAUUUCCAGGAGGCGAUGGAACAGGUAGAUGAAGCCUUUUUGAACGAAAUUCUGACCUUGAAUGGGCAAGUCGAGGGAAUGAAUAAGGGCAAAAAUUCAAACGAAGACUUUGCGAUCGAUGAUUCUGUCACCUAUGAAUCAAUACAGGAGAUGGCAGUUCGGCUUGGAAGGAGUGGCAAAGAGCACGACAUGCACGUAAUAACCACGCUUAUCCAGUUCAUGUUGAAGAUGUGGAACGAUCAGCUAAACUCGGGAACCACGGCGCAGCGAACUGCCACCAAAUGGAAAAUCGCCAGGGCUACUUUUGAACAGACUCGUCUUUAUCUGAAACCGCUGUUGCGGAAACUUCGUAACAAAUCGAUUCCUGAUGAUAUUCUGGACAGUUUGACCGACAUUACGAAAAGUUUACUCAGACGAGAUUACAUUCAUGCGAGCGAUGCAUACCUCACUAUGGCUAUUGGUAAUGCGCCGUGGCCGAUUGGUGUCACCAUGGUUGGUAUUCACGCUCGAACGGGUCGCGAGAAGAUUUUCUCGAAAAAUGUUGCGCACGUGAUGAACGAUGAAACGCAGAGAAAAUAUAUUCAAGGCCUCAAGCGUUUGAUGACAAAAAUGCAGGAGUACUUCCCGACGGAUCCAUCGAGAUGUGUGGAGUAUGUCAGCAAAAAAGAUUUAGUUUCAUAAUUAUAAUGACUAUUUUUGUGGAAGGAUAUAUAAAGCUUGAUUGAUGUAUUUUAUAAAUAAAUGUAGACUAGAAGGUACUCUUCGAGAAUGGUUUUACGUGUAAUUAUUCUGAAUAAAAAUGCAUGUUACAUAUUUCCUAUAAACCACUAA
This is a messenger RNA of Toxorhynchites rutilus septentrionalis, 1325 nucleotides long. RefSeq names its product pre-mRNA-splicing factor 18 (gene Prp18). The coding region runs from base 126 to 1175 and encodes 349 amino acids. The record is from RefSeq and is a predicted model, not a curated record. Lineage: Eukaryota; Metazoa; Arthropoda; Insecta; Diptera; Culicidae. Gene Ontology annotation, biological process: generation of catalytic spliceosome for second transesterification step; RNA splicing. Gene Ontology annotation, cellular component: U4/U6 x U5 tri-snRNP complex; U5 snRNP; U2-type post-spliceosomal complex. The transcript has 2 exons.